AAAUUUCGAUAAAGGCGAAUUGAAAGCACAAAGUCAAUACUAUUUUAAUUAAAGAAUUUUUCGUACAAUAUAAUUAUCGUGGUGAGAAAGAGAGCGGGCGUCUCGACGCGUACGACUUUGAAUCGACUUUGACCUGUAGGCGGCGCUGGUAUGCGACGCGUCAGGUGUCACGUGACAAGUGCGGAGUGGGGAGUGCGUCACGUGACGGGUAUAGAAUGGGGGGAAUAGUCUCCCAUCCUCUACUGCGCAGUACGGCGAAGUGAGAGAGAAGAAGUAUUUUUCUCGCUCUUUCUUUCUCUCUGAAAAUGUGAGACCGUGGUUUUUCGCAAAUAUUAUAUAUAUAUAUGUUAUAUUAUAAUUAUAUUAGGAUAAGUUGAAAUAACCCGGCCAAGAUAUCCUACAAUCUUAGAUACAGAAAGUGUCAAAAGGCUGGAAAGAGUGUAUCAAAUUGAGGUUAAGUGUCAAAUCAAUCAUAUGUAGUAUUUAAUAAAUGUGUGUUUGGACAAAAAUUAAUUUAUCUGUAGAAACAAAGACAAUUGAUAUCCGAUUGAUUUAUUCAAAUUGAAUAAAUUGAAAAUUCUUUACAUUUAUAGAAAAUGCAGAGUAUUCGUCAGUGUGUGAAACAUCUAAUGUUUUAUGGUAGAUUUACCUUAAAUAAAGUGGGUAUAUCACCAAGUACAGUAAAUACAUUUAAUCUUAUACCAACGUACAGUUUCCAUCUUUCUGCGAUAUGUAACACCAACUUGAAAAAAUAUCAGAAACCGAGACAUUUUCUUUCUUAUAACAAAACUGUUUUUCCACCUCAAAAGCCAGAUGAAGAAAGAAGGCCUGCUUAUGUAUGUUAUUAUAGAGCUAAUGUAAAAUAUAGCCCGAAAAAAAUGUGGUACAUUGCUGCUUUUGUACGAGGAAUGUCUGUAGACGAAGCUGUUAAACAGUUGAGCUUUCUGCAUAUGAAAGGUGCUCAAAUUGCAAAAGAAGUUAUACUAGAUGCUCAACGUGUGGCUGUAGAACAACACAAUGUCGAAUUUAAAAGUAAUUUGUGGGUUGCGGAAUCAUUUAGUACUAAAGGUAUAGUACUGAAAGGUUUACGACGUCAUGCUAAAGGACGCAAGGGAACUAUUCAUUAUAGAUAUUGCCAUUAUUUUGUACGUUUGGAAGAAGGACCACCACCUAAACACUAUUAUUUACCAUAUCCUAAGACUGGUGAAGAAUUAUUAGAAGAUUGGUUAAAGCAGAUGCAUAUGCGUAAAGUGCCGAAUUCUUUGUAAAAGUUUGCUAAGAGUUAACAUAUAUAUAUAUAUAUAUAUAUAUAUUAGAAAUAUA
This is a messenger RNA of Nylanderia fulva, 1323 nucleotides long. It is a transcript of the gene mRpL22, whose product is annotated as mitochondrial ribosomal protein L22. Gene Ontology annotation, biological process: translation. The record is from RefSeq and is a predicted model, not a curated record. Gene Ontology annotation, cellular component: mitochondrial large ribosomal subunit; ribosome. Lineage: Eukaryota; Metazoa; Arthropoda; Insecta; Hymenoptera; Formicidae. Gene Ontology annotation, molecular function: structural constituent of ribosome.